CAUCCGUAUAGAAGCAAGGAAAGAGGGGAUGUAUGGAACCAUGUAGCUAUAAACCUGAAUGGCUUUGAUCAUCCGAAAUUCCAAGUCAAGAAUAUAUCCACAAGAGACAGACUGACCUUGUUAAUUACCAAGAAUAAAACGGAUAUGCGCCAAGAGGAAAAUGCCUCUGGAAUCGCUUGCGAAGAGACUGAACUAGACCAAGCUCUCAAAGAGAUAAUUGAUAAGGAGAAGUUAGCCAGCGAAAAAGGCUCCGAAGCAAAGAAAAAAGAAAAGGAAGAAAAAGCAGCUGCAGAGGAACUCAGAAAAACAGCUAUGGAACGUUUAGGGCACACUCAAAAAAGGAAUUCAGAAGGCGAAAGCGACAGAGCCCAAGCAAAAAAGAGUAGAAGGAGAUCUUUUGAUGUCGUGCCUUAAGGAAAAACAUGAAAGUGAAAGCGAUCAGAGAAAGGAGGAACUGGAGUUGAAAAAGAUAGAGCAGCAGGCGAGCGUGGAGCUACAAAAGCAGCAGCAUGAUAUGAUGAAGCUAUUCAUGCAGCAGCAGCAACAGCAAACUCAAAUACUGCUGUCUUUGCUUGCCAAAAAGAACUAA
This is a messenger RNA of Pocillopora meandrina, 589 nucleotides long. NCBI's taxonomy places the organism in Eukaryota, Metazoa, Cnidaria, Anthozoa, Scleractinia, Pocilloporidae. The record is from the annotation of a GenBank genome assembly.